Molecule: messenger RNA, 3337 nt
Organism: Sclerotinia trifoliorum
Lineage: Eukaryota; Fungi; Ascomycota; Leotiomycetes; Helotiales; Sclerotiniaceae
Source: the annotation of a GenBank genome assembly
AUGUGCAAAAUUAAUACUCCUCUGCUAUGACACAGCCCUGCAUUAUCAGCCGCAAACUAAAUCUUCACUCGUAUUUUGUAACAAUAAACCUUAUGUAUAAAUUCUCCCCGCCCAAACUGAUGAGAGUCACGAGGUAGCGCCAGUCUUUCACUUUCAACAAUUUUCCAUUUCCGAGCUACUGCACCAUGCGGGUUUCCCACUGUGCUAAAGUGUUAUUUUUCCUUUCUGUUAAUGGGGGCGUAUAUGCCAGUCCAACAUCUGGAACGACUGCAACACUGAGUGCUAGGAACUCCGCUUCGACGGCCUGUGGUGAUAUCGUUAACAAUGAAGGUAUGAAAGUACGAUAGCCACCGAGUUUCUCAACUGAUGAAAUAAAUAGACACUGUUAUAUUCAAUGCAAGUCUAGCAUUUGAAUGCCUCACUAGUGUCCCGUUCAAUCCUGCUGUCGCCUCCCGUUUUAUAUCAUAUUACAAUGACACUCUCCAAUUCCAGAGUACAUUGACGUAUCUGAAAAACCCGCCCACAAGUUAUCAGCAACCAGCCGUGGACCUCUUAGCAGGUCUGAAGCGAAUUCAAACCGCAAUAGACGAGGGAAUCUUUUCAAAUCAAUACGAGUUUGAAUCUACUCUACAGACUCUGAUUUACGCUGCGCAUGACGGCCAUGUCGACAUGUUAGCAGGAGCUUUGUCAGCUUUUAGUUUCGCUAGCCCAAGGGAUGUGGUAUCACUAUCGUUAGAUGGCCAGAAGAUUCCGAAGAUCUAUCUAGCCGAUGACCUCUUCGAUAGUGAAUUUUUCACAACUUUCCAACCUUCAGCAAUCAAGUCAAUUAACGGUAAAGAUGCCACCACUUAUCUUUCGGAUUUCGCAUCGGUAAAUUCAGCGGGCACACUUGAGGCUCAUGCAGAUUGGAACCAGUUGAUGCUAAGUGCGGCUCAAGAUAUUCAAGGAUUCUUCAAUGUAUUCAGUGGUGGUGCGACAUUUUACCCAGGUGAUAAUAUCACUUUCGUGCUAGAAAAUGGGACAUCUUGGACUGAGAAAUUUUUGGCGGUCUACGAUAGCGACGGUCCAACUGGUCCUCUUCAAACUGGAGGUGACUUUUAUAAUUUCUUCGUUUUAGGGUUCUAUCCUGCAUCAUACGAUCCGGAUGAUUCAGAAGAUGAUUCUGGUGAUGAUUCGAGUGAUGACUCUUUCAUUGUAUCUGCGACUCCUUCAGCCACGGCCGCCGUCUCUUCAAUAAAUCCAACCCCGACAGGAUGGGACAAUGCAGCCUACCCGGAGAUACCCGAUGUUGCACAAGAAGACCUUGGAACAUUUGGUGAUGGGGUUGUUUCUGGUAUGUGAUCCAAUCUUCUGCCAACCUUUAACUUCACUUCAAUAUAUGGUUACUAAUGGAAGAACAGGCUAUUUCCUCGAAUCUACAUCUGUCUCUGUUCUAAGUAUUCCAAGCUUCGAUGUUGAUGGUGACGCGGUCUUUAGCUUUCAGCAAACCAUUACCAAAUUUAUCAAUCAGACAAAAGCAGCUGGUCUCAAGAAGGUUGUGAUUGAUCUUCAGCAGAAUUAUGGUGGACAAUCACUGCUAGCUAUUGAUACAUUCAAACAAUUCUUUCCGAAUAUCGACCCGUUUGCUGGUUCUCGCAUGAGAGCCCAUGCCUCCGCUGAUGUUCUCGGCAAGACUUUAACGCCGUACUGGGAUAGUCUGGCGGAAGAUGAUGAGACAAAAUAUGUUUUGGCCGCUGAUGAAUGGGUUGUUACUGAUCGGAUCAAUGCGGACACUAAUCGCAACUUCACUAAUUGGGGUGAAUUUUUCGGACCUAAUUUAUACAAUGGUGAUAACUUCACUAACAUUGUAAGUUUAUGUUCUCAUCAAUUACUAAUACUGUCUCUCCAAGUGACACUGCUAACGAGAAUCAAUAGGAACGAUACAAUCUAUCUAAUGCUAUUUUUGAUGCCUCGGGCACCGGCCUAGAUGUCAGCGAUGAUUCUUUUGCAGUCUACGGCUAUGAUGCGAACCCUGCACCAUCUGGAGCCCAGCCACCAUUUGCAGCGGAAGAUAUAAUUAUUGUAAGUGACCUUCUUAAAUGAUGUAUGGUUUCACAAUCUAAUCAUGGUAGUUAUCGGACGGUAUUUGUCACUCUUCUUGUGCUCUUUUGAUGGAACUUUUCCGCCAUGAAGCAGGUGUGAAAGUUGUUGCAGUAGGUGGAACCCCAACAACAGGACCGAUGCAAGCCCCUGCGGGAUCUCGCGGCGCACGCGACUACGAUACCUUUACCCUUGAUGCCAACAUCGAUUUCACUCAACAACUUUUACAAAAUCAGAGCUCACCAGAUGCGACAUUCCUUCCAAAUAGGACAGAGCAACUUAGCGUGUUUGUGUACUAUGCGGAUAUUAAUCUUCGUGAUCAAGUCCGCAAAAAUGAGGAAAUUCCACUACAAUUUGCUUAUGAAGCCGCAGAUUGCCGCAUCUACUAUACUCCACAAACCGUAUAUAACUAUACCAAUCUUUGGCAGUAUGCAGCCGAUGCCAUCUGGAAGAACUCAAGUCUGUGCGUCAAGGAUUCAACCGGCUAUUCUUCCACAUCGCAGAGCUUACCGAAUUUCGUUGGUCCAUCCGGAAGCCCCAAGACUCCCACCAACAUUACCAAUUAUCUUUCUUCCUUAACCACCUCCCCGAUUGCAAAUUUCAUCCUCCAAGCUCUCAACAACGGUCUCCCAGAUGUGAAUGAAGGAGCCUCUCGAAAUGCUCCCGCAUCCACAAAAGUCAUCAAAUGUACUAAGGAUGCAGACUGCCGAGGUGGGAAACUUUGUGUGAAUGCUCCCUCUUGUCUUGGUGGCGGUGCUGUAUCCCAGUGUUUGAGUAGAUGUCCCGCAGCAGGUCGACUAUGCUCUAGCACAAAAACCAAGUGUACAGCGCAUAGUACAAAUGGAAAGUUGGGGAAUCAAAAUAUUUACCAUAACAUUUGUCCUCCAGCAGGAAGUUUGGCAAAAUGUGGAAGUAAGAACCAGUUGAGUACGGUUAACCUUAAUCAGUGUGCUGAUUGUAGUAAGUAAUUGAGCUAAUGAUGGAAAUAAUAAUGGUUAAGGGCGCAAGACUAAGUAGUCUUGGGUGGAACGAUUAAGAAUAUUCGGGUAUCAUGAGUUCUGUUUUGUAGAUAUCGUAUUUAUACCCUCUAGCUAAAAAGCCAACAAUGAUGUCCGUAAGUCAUCUAGGGAUAGAAAAUAUUGGGGAUGAAUUUUGGAGCACUCAGAUUUCGGGUUGUAUAAUACUAGAAUAAUUACAUGAUUAUUCAAUUUUGGCAGGUGGCCAAGAGCAAUCUAAUUUUAGGACUUGUUUAAAAUCG